Engraulis encrasicolus (European anchovy) is the source of this 2528-nucleotide messenger RNA. Its product is annotated as sodium- and chloride-dependent GABA transporter 2-like. Gene Ontology annotation, cellular component: plasma membrane. The transcript is spliced from 14 exons. Bases 60 to 1859 code for a protein of 599 amino acids. Gene Ontology annotation, biological process: sodium ion transmembrane transport. The record is from RefSeq and is a predicted model, not a curated record. Gene Ontology annotation, molecular function: gamma-aminobutyric acid:sodium:chloride symporter activity. Lineage: Eukaryota; Metazoa; Chordata; Actinopteri; Clupeiformes; Engraulidae.
GAUGUUAUGAAUUGGCUGAAUGAGGGCGAGGAGAGAGGGGCUAUAUCCACUCUGAGAAGAUGACUCAAAAGAAAGACGUUCAGCUGGAGGAGCGUGGUCACUGGGCCGGUAAAGCCGAGUACCUUCUGGCCGUGGCAGGGAAUGUGGUCGGGCUCGGGAAUGUAUGGAGGUUCCCAUACCUGUGCUACAAGAACGGAGGAGGUGCCUUCCUGGUGCCGUACCUGGUGUUUGUGGUGACGUGUGGGGUGCCCCUGUUCCUGCUGGAGACGGUGAUGGGCCAGUACACCCAGGAGGGAGCCAUCACCACCUGGCACAAGCUCUGCCCCCUGGGAGAGGGUAUUGGCUAUGCUGGACAGCUGAUCCUGUUCUACAGCUGUAUGUGCUACAUUGUGAUCCUGGCGUGGGCACUGCUGUACCUGUGCUUCUCGUUCAGUGCUGAGCUACCCUGGGCCAACUGUGACAACGCCUGGAACACAGAAAACUGUGUUGACAUCACUGGAAACAACAAGACAUUCAAUUGGACUGAGCAAAGCAACUCUACCUCAGCAGCCAUAGAGUUCUGGGAGCGUCGGGUGUUGGCCAUCUCCUCGGGGAUAGAGGAGGUGGGCAGUGUGAGGUGGGAGAUCCUGCUCUGCCUCAUCGCCGUGUGGGUCGCCUGCUAUUUCUGCGUCUGGAAGGGGGUCAAGUCUACUGGGAAGGUGGUCUACUUCACUGCUACGUUCCCCUAUGUGAUGCUGCUGGUACUUCUCGUGCGAGGCUUGACUCUGCCUGGUGCCCGGCAGGGUGUCCUCUACUACCUCUACCCAGAGCCCGCCAAGCUGCUGCAACCACAGGUGUGGAUGGAGGCUGUCUCCCAGAUCUUCUUCUCCUUCAGUUUGGGAGUCGGCACACUAACUGUUCUGGGGAGUUACAAUCCGUACAACAACAACUGCAACAGGGACUGCCUGUGGCUGUGUGUGCUGAACAGCUGUACCAGCAUGGUGGCCGGCUUCGCUGUCUUCUCCAUGCUAGGCUUCAUGGCCCACGAGCAGAACGUCCCCAUAGAGGUGGUGGCAGAGUCAGGUCCUGGGCUGGCCUUCAUUGCCUACCCCCAGGCCGUAGCCAUGAUGCCGUUUCCCCAACUGUGGGCCGUCUGCUUCUUCAUCAUGAUCAUCCUACUGGGACUGGACACACAGUUUGUGAUGAUGGAGGUGGUGAUGACGUCGGUAACGGACCUGCUGCCCGGGCUGCUGAGGAGGCCGGGGGGGCGGCGGGAGCUCCUCCUGCUCAUCUACUGCCUCGUCUGCUUCUCCGCCGGCGUCCUCAUGGUCACUGAGGGAGGAAUGUACGUCUUCCAGAUAUUUGAUUACUAUGCCUGUAAUGGCACCUGCCUGCUGUUCCUGGCUGUCUUCCUCUCCUUGGCAAUGGGAUGGGUGUUUGGGACUGAUAAUCUGUAUGACAUAGCGGAGGACAUGACUGGAGUUAGGCCCAGCCCCAUCUUCAGGGUGUGUUGGAAAUACCUCACACCCAUCGCAUCCCUGAUCUCCUUCAUAUGCUCUAUCAUAGAGUACCAGCCCCUGACCUUCAACCGCUGGUACGUGUACCCGACCUGGGCCUACGUGCUGGGCUGGAUGAUCUCCUUCUCCUCCGUCAUCCUCAUCCCGGGCCUGGCACUCUUCCGCCUGGUGACCGGCAAGGGCACUCUCAGAGAGCGCUUGCUCCACCUGUGCACCCCUGCUGAUGACCUGGCCUUGACCCGGAAGCAGAAGCAAAAGCCAGAGUUCCAGAACCUCACUGGUGACACCGAUGGGAAACAUUCGGUCGUCACUGGAAACCACCAAACAGCAGUAGAGCAACUGAUGGUUUUACAUUCGUUAUAAUGGGCUCUCAUUGAGAACAACCAAAUAUCUAAGAUUCCGCCCAACACUGUCUGACAAGUUUUUUUUUUUUUUUUUUAACUUUUGUAUGAAAUAGUGUAGUGAUUUAUGUAAACCAUGAUGUAGAUGAUUAUGCACUCAUGGUGCUGGAAGUUCUGUGAAAAUUGUGAAUUUGUGUGCAGUGAAGAAUUAAGAAAAUGUUUUGCCUGUCUACUUUGUGUUUGAGUGGUGUAGCGGAGUAAUUUAUUACAGGACAUAAACAAUUCUCACCACCAGGUGGCAAUAGUAUGACUCCCUUGCCGUGACUCAUGCAGCUCAUGCCUGUGAUGUGAGUGUUGUGACGUACUGUAAGACAGCAACAUGUGCAGAACAGUUGAGCACAAUAUCAGCAGACAGCCUGAGUGUCCCAGCCUCUGUCAUGUUGUUGCACUGUAGCCUAUUCUCACUAGAGUAAACAAAGAGAUGUCUUCGGGUGAAUCACGCCAUCUUCCGCCUCUAUUCUUAAGCUACCUCCCCUAGACAGCCUUUCCUUGGCUACAUGGCGAGACAGUAGAUACCUCAGCACUGUAUGUACAGCACACUGGCUUAGUAUACUGUAUGUUCUCUGAAUGAUGUCUUUGUUUUUUUAUUUUAGGACCUGAUGGUAACUUGUGAUUUAUUGUACAGACAGGG